CAGUCGACAACAUCGCUUGAAGUUAGUUCUGUAUUGUUGUGCAAGAAGAUAGAAGUACUGACAUGUGUUCAGUAGUAACAUAUGUUGUUUUUAUUACGUUUUUUACUUGGGGUUGAUUGUUCAUGCACUCAAUGUAAAGAUUAUCGUCUCUCGGAAUUCGACGGGAAGGCCGUUACAGACUUCCAACUAGCUACGUUCCUUCAUGUGGAGAUGGCUGGGUUAUGCACCCAAAGGUGUUCAGAGGACCACAGAUGUAGGUCCUACAGGUACAACACCAGGACGAAGACGUGCUCCACCUACGGCUGUGGCUUCUCCCUCCCUACGAAGACGCUGAACCCUGUGUCAGAAGACAAUGGAUCAAGACUAUAUCCGUUCUGUGGACGUCCGUCGUUUGGGAUGAAGUGCGUGACGUCAUCAAAUUGCGCCUUCGAAAACUCAACAUGCGUGGACGGCGUCUGUGGAUGCGUGACGGGAACCAGCUAUGACGUCACGACUGGUGACUGUCUGAUUCGUUGCACCGCAUACGGCAGUGAAAUCAGUACUUACAAGGACUCUGCAAUAGAUGGUUGCAAUGCCAACGCCACUACAACGUCUACAAUGCAGGAGUGCUUUGCCACAUGCAUUCCAGAGACUCGCUUUGUGUGUAUCAGUGUGGAGUUUUAUCACGCAGAUGGAAGAUGCCAACUCUGUGACACACCCGCUCUGGAGCUCCCUGAGGGGGACCUUGAGGAUGGUAUCAGUACUAACUGGACCCUGGCAGUACGACACUGUACAUACUGAUUAUACUGUGUCCAUGAAUCAGAACGGACAGCAAGAUCCUGGACGCUAACUAACAAUCGCACAAGUUUUAAUAGUCAGUGUCUUGAUUUAUCUUC
Messenger RNA from Haliotis rubra (blacklip abalone), 875 nucleotides. RefSeq lists its product as uncharacterized. Lineage: Eukaryota; Metazoa; Mollusca; Gastropoda; Lepetellida; Haliotidae. The transcript has 3 exons. Bases 82 to 780 code for a protein of 232 amino acids. The record is from RefSeq and is a predicted model, not a curated record.